ACGGUAGCCAGGCGGCGGUGCGAUGCUACCUACUACCUACCUCCAGCGCUCCGGGGGCCCCUUUUCGACAUCAAGCGGGACCUCCCACCGGCGCUGCAGGCUGAUCCGCGCGCGCAUCUUAGGUAUCUUCCCUCCUACCAGUUCUCUCGGGGUCCUCUCGCACGAUCACGACGCCCGGGGCUCGACAACGUCCGAGCGCUAUUAGACAACGACAAUCUCCCACUCUCUGCCGAGGACUACUAGCCCCGCGUCGUUCCACGCCCGCGCGCCGCCGCCGCCGCCGCCGCCAGCUGCAAGAUGACUUACGUCAACGCCGCAAGCAUGUCCGCCGUAGGGGUGCUAUUCCCCGUCCUCGCCGUCCUCGCGCUCGCGGUGCGAGUCUACGGGUGGCGGUACCACAGCCCGAUCUUCGAGGUCGACGACGUCCUGGUUAUCCCGGCAUGUGCUCUGACCGUGGCCGCCGGCGUGGCUUUGGUCAUAAGAACACAAACGCACCUCAUCGGCGCGAACUCCCAAGCAGAGAGUACGGCAGCAGAGUCCCUGAAGCUCGGAAAGUUCGAGUACGCCCUCUGGAUAGGCCACGUCCUAGCCAUCGGGCUUAUCAAGUUGACCAUCCUGUUCAUGUUCCGCCGGCUUUUCAAAGGUCGCGCGUACAGGACAGCCUUCGACUAUGCAAACUGGAUCCUCGUAACCCUUGUCGCGCUCUGGACCGUGGCAUUCCUCUUCUUAGACAUAUUCGCGUGCGGCGCCACCCCGUCCGCGAGCUGGGAAAGCUGGAACUCGCUCAGGAACGCCUGCAUCGACACCUUUGGGAUGCAGACUGGGUGCGCCGUCUUCAGCUGGGUCCUCGACCUUGCCAUCUUCGUCGAGCCGCUCGUCAUGAUCCGGACGCUCAAUAUGAAUAAGAAGCGGAAGAUCCAAACAUCUCUCGUCUUCCUGUGCAGUGGCUUCGCCGUCGUUGCGGGACUCUUGAGAAUGAUUCUCUGGAUCCAAGCAACUAUCCAGGACAUUACGCGUUCGAUCAUCACAGUCCUCGGCACGACGUUCCCAAUAUCCGACCAACAAGGUAUCAUCUCCGUUGUACUCUUCUGGACCUACAUCGAGAUCGGGAUAGGCUUUCUUGUCGCGUGUGUUCCUCGGAGCGCGUGGGUUUUGGACAAGGUGUCCCUCGGCCCGGUCCUGUCCAAACUCCGCCUGCUCCCGUCCAGUGUCUCCUUACUGACGAAGAAGUACCGCCGCUCGCCCCGUGGGGGGAAGGAUGAUAUGGGACAAACUCAAGGUUCCUGGGCGACAACGCUUCAGCCCGAGCCGUCGUGGGGCCAUCGCUCUAACGACGACGUGGGGCUGGUUGCCGUGAAUGGGCGCGUCUAAGAACGGUUUCAUCCGGUAAAAUUCUACCCGGCGGGUUGGACUUGGCGCCUCGUUGCUACUAUUCGCGUCUUGCCUAGUCCAGCGUAUGUUGUCAUGUUGACUGAGGUAAAAAGGGGAUGUUCAGGUGCGACACCCCAAAAGUGCACACACCCUUUGGCACGUCCCGAGAAUUGGAUUACAUACCUAGUUAUAUUAUCUUCUGUCACGUAGAGGUGGCUCCUUAGGUUGCUC
Durotheca rogersii is the source of this 1602-nucleotide messenger RNA. RefSeq lists its product as uncharacterized. Lineage: Eukaryota; Fungi; Ascomycota; Sordariomycetes; Xylariales; Xylariaceae. The transcript is spliced from 8 exons. The record is from RefSeq and is a predicted model, not a curated record. The coding region runs from base 298 to 1371 and encodes 357 amino acids.